AGUAUGUUUCCUAAUUGAGUAUGCAUGGAAUUCAACUUCAUGCAGGAUAUGUCAGUUUUCCAUUACUGCCACAUACAUAUAUUAUACAUUAUAAAUACAUAUACUCGGUACAUCCGCUAGCCAUAAUAAUAAGGAUUUACAGGUUCUCUAAUAUACUAUUUGUGUAAUUAGCAGAUCUUUUAUUUUCCUGCAUCUUAAAAUCCCCACUUCUAAAAGAUCCAUGGAGCCUGGAAGAAGAAGAAGCUUAAGGAGGAGGCCUAAUAAGAUUGAGAAAGUCCUAAGAGAUGGUAACAAUGAUGGCUAUAGCACUCCAUUCUUGCCCAAUGAUAUGAUCUUGGAAAUUCUCAAAAGGCUUCCUGCCAAGUCUCUUAUGAGAUUCAAGUGUGUUUCUAAAGGAUGGCUCAAUAUGAUUCUCCAUCCUUUCCUCAUAGAAUCUCACCAAAACCACGCCCGAACCCGCCUCGAUGCCUCUCACCGCUUGUUUGCCUAUGAUCAGUGUGAUAAGCUCUUAUUAUCUUACCAUUACCAUGAUCACCCAGAUCUUCUUAUCCACACAAUCUUCUCCACAAAAAAGAAUCGUGAGUUUCAAAGAAUCUCCAACAUUGCCAACGGUCUUAUUUGUGUUUACAUUUACGACAUCGGUUGUCGGGGAAAACGAUCUCUUUGGUUGAUAAACCUUGCCACAAUGCAAAAGAGAUCUCUCCCAAUCCCAAGCUUGUGCUGCUCACAAACAAGCAUCUAUUUUCUUGGGUUUGAUUCAUCCUCCAAAAACUACAAAGUUCUUCAUUUUUGUCACGGGAAAGAAUAUCAUCAUGAUUAUCAUUGUCAGGUUCUCACUUUGGGAAGACGGAGAUGGAGGCGAGUCGUCGGGCCAAAUCCUGGUAAAGAACUUGUAGCGGAUGAGGCUAUGUCCACGGAUGGAAGAAUAUAUUUUAAGAUGGGAAAUAAAGAUCUUCAUGUCCUGCCAUUUUUUGACUUGCAUACGGAAAAGUUUGAACAUCUUUCUGUUCCAGAAGCCUCUAUUCAUCGAGAAGGUCCUGUGGGAUGGCACUACGACGACCCUUAUUAUUAUCAAGACAUUUUAGAGAUUAGAGGAAAGUUGGGACUCAUCCGUGAAUUGAAAGUUUGGAUUUUGGAGGAGACCGGUUGGAUUGAAAAGAGCAUAAUCCUUCCGAAUCACGUUUAUAACGCUACAACUGUUGGUCAUGAAAGCAAUAGCAAGAUUAUCCUUAAGUCUUCUCAAGGGAUCUCGUACUACCUCUAUGAUUUGGACACACCCGAGUGUAGAGAAGCUCCAGGAAUCACUAUGCACGAUUUCAACUUUAGGAAUUACUUAUUGGGUUCAAAUCUUUCUUCAGAUGUUUGUAGCACAAAAUUCUUCAACUAUAUUGAAAAUAUUACAACAUUGUGAAUUAUUCAAUUCCCAUCAUCUGUCCUAUAUUAUUUUUCAAUGAAACAUUUUUUGGAUUCCCG
Messenger RNA from Cuscuta epithymum, 1473 nucleotides. NCBI's taxonomy places the organism in Eukaryota, Viridiplantae, Streptophyta, Magnoliopsida, Solanales, Convolvulaceae. The record is from the annotation of a GenBank genome assembly.